Aspergillus calidoustus is the source of this 2097-nucleotide messenger RNA. Lineage: Eukaryota; Fungi; Ascomycota; Eurotiomycetes; Eurotiales; Aspergillaceae. The record is from the annotation of a GenBank genome assembly.
AUGGCGACUAUUGCGACCGCGCCAGCAAUGAACGAUCAGGAGUCGGAGAAGGAGUCGAAGGCUGAUCACAGCCCCUCGCGAUUUACAGCGGUGAAUGGAAGGGAGCCUCUAGCACCCGGCGCUCUGCAUGACGCCGCAACACAUGGUGUCGACUCGACACAUGUAGACAAUCGAGAGUCUACCGAAUCUUGGCCACGAACCGGUUAUGAGCCAUCUAGUCGGUACGAGGCCAAGGCAAAGGAGAAUGGGGACACCCACAAUGAUUUGGACGAGCAGCGGUCACAGCGCUCGACAUCGCACAGUCCCUUGACUUCGUCUAUUAGGUCGAAGAGAAAGAGAUCGGAAUCUGACGACCAAGAUGACAUCGCUCAUGCGCCAUAUCGGGGCCCGCGGAGCCCAGACCAGCCGCCAGAGAGCGCAAUGGAUCAUUCGCCACAGCCGGGCAUGUCCAAUGGUAUUUUGAACUCUCAUAGCGACACUGAUUCAAAGCGCACGUCCCCUCAAGUACAGCCCAGGGCAGAUGAGGGUGAUAUUACCCGGACAUCGUCUGCAAGCGCCCCCUGGCCCGAGUACGAUACACAGCUCAUCAAUCAGGCUCAGCGGGCUCAACAAAUUGAUGCUUCGGAUGCCCAAUUGGCCGAGGCAUUACAGCGCGAGGCGCAAGGCUCCGAUGCCUCACAAAAAACCUGGGACAGCGUAAAUCGAGCAGUUGAGGGGUCAGUACCAAGUGAACAGGGUCUGGCACCUCCUUAUGCUCAAGAUCGACCACAGAGCGCGGUGCAAGUUGCACCCAAGAGAAAGCGUGUUUUCAGUAACCGAACCAAGACAGGAUGCAUGACCUGUCGGAGGCGGAAGAAGAAGUGCGAUGAACAACACCCAGCCUGUAAUAACUGCAUAAGAGGAGGCUUUAUCUGUGAAGGCUAUUCGUCCCGGAGCACAUGGCAGAAGCCAUCAACGACAAAAACACCAGUUCCCUUACAAUCCAAAGAAGGCUAUCCUGAUAUUGGCAAUCAGUAUGUACACGACAUCAACCCGCAUGAUCGGCAGCAAAACCUAGUUGAACCGAUUGAUUCGGGGAAAAUGCGACCGAUUGUUGUGGAAGAUGACAACCGUCCUACUGCCCAGUUCAAUACAAGUCCCACAGGUGUUGGGUCGGGUCGGAGCUCCUGGCCAAAGCGGACCUGGCCAAGUGCAACACAUCCAAGUUAUAUUACAGAUCCCCUAGCGAAAUCAGAUUACCGAGAAGUUCCUUCGAUUCACGAAUUGUCACGCGAGGCCCCUCCUAAAACUGAUUAUCAACUAGUCCCUCCAAUCAGGGAACUUUCACACGGGGGUCAUACAAAACCCAAUGUCCCUCUUUUUCAGACUGGGAUCGAUCAGCGACCAGCCCAUACUACUAGUGUUGACACGAGCACGCCCCAGGCUCAGGCACGGAUGGCAUUAAGUAUUGAACACCAAUUAUCUGGCCGAGCCGUUUCCAGCGAAGAGACGGAGAAAGACAAAAUGUUACGCGGUGAUCUCUAUAGGCCCUUUGAUAUCCACCUCGUGGAGGAAAGAGACCGAUGUAGAGCGGCGCUCUGGCGGUUUAAUAAUGCGUGCAACCCCGUUUCUGGUCUUACCGCCAAAGAGCAAGGUCGUUUAUUAAAGGAGAUUCUAGUGCCACAGCCUAUUACCAAUUCGCCCUCCGGGGUCACUUCACCGAGGCCUGCGGGGUCUAUCGGUCAAGGGACUGUGGUUGAAGCACCUUUCCAAUGCCACUACGGAUACAACAUUCAUAUUGGGGAGGAUGUCAUGGUAUCUGAAAGCUGCCUUUUUGUCGAUGAUUGCCCCAUUACUAUCGGAGCGCACACCUGGGUCGGCCCGCGAGUAACAAUUCUCACCUCCAUGGCUCACGCCAAUAUGCAGGAACGAAAAGGUUCACAAAGUCGCUACCAGGGCCGCCCAGUUACAAUCGAAGAGGAUUGUUAUGUUGGUGCCGGCUGUACGAUUUAUCCCGGCGUGCGUCUGCGCCGCGGAGCUUAUGUUGCUCCCGGUGAGGUAGUGAAGUCAGAUAUUGUGGCUUACGGAUUUCAAGGAUUGAAACCAAGCUACAUGUGA